Condylostylus longicornis is the source of this 1649-nucleotide messenger RNA. Its product is annotated as lysosome-associated membrane glycoprotein 1-like. NCBI's taxonomy places the organism in Eukaryota, Metazoa, Arthropoda, Insecta, Diptera, Dolichopodidae. The record is from RefSeq and is a predicted model, not a curated record. Bases 119 to 1213 code for a protein of 364 amino acids. The transcript has 4 exons. Gene Ontology annotation, cellular component: membrane.
UUAUUUUAUUCGUGAUUUGUGAAUUAUAAAGUUGUGAACAAAGAAAGAUUAGUGAAAAAUAACAAAAGGAAGUAUUGCAAAAAAAAAAUUUGAAAGAGAUAGUCAAAUUAGAAAAAAUAUGAAGAAAAUUCUAGUAUUUAGUUUUAUUAUAGGACUUGUUUGCUUUGCAAGUGCAAUUGACACUUCAACUGUCGAUACUUUAAAGCAAAUCAAAGUAGAUGUUGAGGCUGUUCCAAGCGACACAUCAAUAACAUCAGAAGCAAAACCGGCAACAACUUCAUCACUUCCUAUAACAACAACUGAAAUUGUGCCCGAUAAUGAUAAAACCACAUCUACUACUACGAGUACAACAACCACUGAAAAAACUACAACUACAACUACAACCACAACCACACCAAAGACAACAACAACAACUACUGCUGAAACGACAACAACUCCUGAAACCACAACAACUCCAAAAACUACAACAUCAACAACAACCCCAUCUCCAACCCCAACACCAACUCCACCCCCAACACCAGGUCCUACACCAUCUCCAACACCGACCCCCAAACCAAAAGAACCUGAAACUUUAACAUGGACUACUGAUUGUAUUAUGAUACAAAUGGCGUCGCAAGUUAAUAUUAGCUAUGUAACAAAAGAAAAUAAAACCACAAAUAUUAUAUAUAACAUUCCAAAGACGGCUAGUGUUUUCGAUUAUGAGUGCAACAGCAAUGGCUCACAGUCAAUUCAUAUGACAUGGAACGGUUCUUUACCUUCAGUUCAGAACUCAUAUAGCUUCAUUUUCUUAAAAAAUGAUAGUCUUUUCUAUCUGUACACAAUUCAACUAACAAUAGACAUAACUGAUGAUAUUUAUCCAGAUGAAAACCGAACUGUCAAUUUAGUUCAUCAAAGUGGUCCUCAGGUAUACACUUUCCGUACACCAGUUGGAAUGUCGUAUCAUUGUACAAGAAAGACAGAAUUGGACUUAACACAAUCACUAAGUGAUACAGAAAGUGCUGGUACCCUAACCAUAUCAAACGUGCAAAUAGAAGCUUACCGUACCGGAGGUUCCAAAAAAUUCUCUACGGCUAAAGAUUGCGAUGCUUCUGAUACGCCUGAUGCUGUACCUAUUGCUGUUGGAGUUUCUUUAGCUGCUUUAAUUUUAGUUAUUUUGAUAACAUAUUUGUUGGCGCGCAGAAGGGCAAAUGCUAGAGGCUAUAUGUCCUUUUAAGCUAAAAUAAAAGAGACAGCGCAUAGUAAAAAAUGGACAAAAUCAUAAUAAAUACAUACAUAAAAAUAUAAAAUAAAAGCUCUUAAUGAAAAUAACUAUUUCCCGAAUAAGUGUUUGAAAUCACUUUUGAUAUUAAAUUGCUAUUACAAAACAUUUUAUCAUAUUGACUUCGUAAUUGAAAUUUGUUUUAGUUUUAAAUCAUUACAUUUUUUUUUUUUUUUUUACAUUUCAUCGAUUUGUUUUAUAUUAUAGUUAUUGUAAAUUUUCUUUUCAAAAUUGUAACAAAGCUAAAUAAGAAAAAAGUUUUUAAACAAAAAAGGCUAGUAAUUAGAAAAUUCAAUCAAUUUUUAAAAAGACGUGUAAUUGGUAUGAGGAUGAAAUAAUGUAAUAUCAAAAUUGUAUACAUUAAUUUCAAAUAAAAUAUUAAAUAAACUAA